Gongylonema pulchrum is the source of this 267-nucleotide messenger RNA. The record is from the annotation of a GenBank genome assembly. Lineage: Eukaryota; Metazoa; Nematoda; Chromadorea; Rhabditida; Gongylonematidae.
AUGGAAACAAUGAACGGAUUACCGACGGAAAGUAUAGCCCGAACUGUCUCCACUAGUAACCACAUUCCUGUAUUUAUUCCGGCUUUAUUAAUGGAUAACGUUGUAAAAGUGGUGAACGAAAAUGUACAGCUGUCGCAAGAUAUGUGUUUGAGAACACUUGCGAUAGCCCAACAAUUACGCGAUAUGGCUGACAGAUUCGAGCAGCAGUAUAUGAUGGCUAAAGAGCCAUCAUGCGCAACUAUGUCAUUAUCAUCGCCGCGGCCAAUG